Molecule: messenger RNA, 555 nt
Organism: Chanos chanos (milkfish)
Lineage: Eukaryota; Metazoa; Chordata; Actinopteri; Gonorynchiformes; Chanidae
Gene: rgs8
Product: regulator of G protein signaling 8
Exons: 4
Coding region: 31-555 (174 amino acids)
Source: RefSeq, a predicted model, not a curated record
UAACUGCUGGUUUGUUUCAGAGCAAGAACGAUGAAACCCAGGCUAGGGUGUCUCUCCAAUAAGUCGGAUUCUUACAAUGACUUCUCAGAGUUCUUGCCUCCCGCCCCAGACAGACCCGCCAGGAGCUUAAAACUGUCGACAGAUGAAGUGAGUCAAUGGGCUACUUCGUUCAACGCUCUUCUGUCCCACAAAUACGGCCUAGCCGCCUUCAGAACAUUCCUCAAGACAGAGUUCAGCGAUGAGAACAUCGAGUUCUGGCUGGCAUGCGAGGACUACAAGAAGAUAAAAUCCCCCACGAAGAUGGCAUCCAAAGGCAACAAAAUCUACAAGGAAUUCAUCGAUGUACAGGCUCCGAGAGAAGUAAACAUCGACUUCAGGACCAGAGAGGAGACGAGACAAAGUCUCCUGGAUCCAAGUCCCUCAAGUUUCAAUGAGGUUCAAGCUCGAGUUUACAGUCUCAUGGAAAAGGAUUCGUACCCCCGCUUCCUACGAUCCAAAAUCUACCAGGACUUGCUGAACAGAACGCACACACACUGUCAGAGGAAGUCUGUUUGA